Helianthus annuus (common sunflower) is the source of this 4825-nucleotide messenger RNA. RefSeq names its product serine/threonine-protein kinase VPS15. Gene Ontology annotation, cellular component: phosphatidylinositol 3-kinase complex, class III, type I; nucleus-vacuole junction; phosphatidylinositol 3-kinase complex, class III, type II. The transcript is spliced from 11 exons. The coding region runs from base 355 to 4599 and encodes 1414 amino acids. NCBI's taxonomy places the organism in Eukaryota, Viridiplantae, Streptophyta, Magnoliopsida, Asterales, Asteraceae. Gene Ontology annotation, molecular function: ATP binding; protein serine/threonine kinase activity; protein binding. Gene Ontology annotation, biological process: protein phosphorylation; macroautophagy; late endosome to vacuole transport. The record is from RefSeq and is a predicted model, not a curated record.
ACCUAGUUACAUUACAAAUGUAGAUUCCAACAAAAUAAACAGGGCAGCAUGUUACUUGAAGAACAAGUGGAAUCGAAGAACCCUAACUCAACCGAUUGCAGCGAUUUCAACCCCUAACUCCUCAGAUUCCAAGCAAUCAAUCGAUUAUCAUCACAAACCAGAACCACUCGAUCGAUUCCGCAAUCAAACAUCCUUCAAUUUCAACUCAAAUCCUCCCUCUAUCGAUGAAUUGAGACACACAACAGAUUACUUGCUUCACACGUCUCCGAUCGAUCGUACAAUCACGUUAUCUGAAACCCUACGAACUGAAUUUGUUCCAAUCUGUAAUCGAACACCGAAUUUAGGGCUAAAACCAUGGGGAACAAGAUCGCACGAACGACACAAGCUUCUGCAACGGAGUAUUACCUCCAUGACUUACCUUCUUCGUAUAAUCUGGUACUGAAAGAGGUUUUGGGACGAGCACGGUUCCUGAAAUCGAUACUGUGUAAGCAUGACGAAGGAUUGGUGCUAGUGAAGGUGUAUUUUAAGCGUGGUGAUUCGAUUGAUCUUCGUGAGUAUGAACGGAGGUUGUCUCAGAUUCGAGAGAUAUUUAGUCGUAUGGAGAAUCCUCACGUUUGGCCGUUUCAGUUUUGGCUUGAGACUGAUAAAGCUGCCUACUUAUUGAGGCAAUACUUCUUCAAUAACCUUCAUGAUCGACUGAGUACACGGCCUUUUUUAAGCCUCGUUGAGAAGAAAUGGCUGGCUUUUCAGUUGCUGUGUGCGGUGAAACAGAGUCAUGAUAAUGGAGUUUGUCAUGGUGAUAUUAAAUGCGAGAACGUGUUGGUUACUUCUUGGAACUGGCUUUACCUUGCUGACUUUGCGUCCUUUAAACCAACAUACAUCCCUCAUGAUGAUCCCUCUGAUUUUUCUUUUUUCUUUGAUACUGGAGGAAUGAGACGCUGCUAUCUUGCACCAGAGAGAUUGUAUGAGCAUGGAGGCGAGAUUCAAGUUUCACAAGAUGCACCUUUAAGGCCAUCAAUGGACAUCUUUUCUGUUGGGUGUGUGAUUGCAGAACUUUUCCUAGAGGGCCAACCCCUUUUUGAACUAUCACGACUACUUGCAUAUCGAAGGGGCCAAUUUGAUCCUAGCCAACAUUUGGAAAAGAUUCCAGAUUCAGGAAUCCGCAAAAUGAUUCUUCAUAUGAUUCAACUUGAUCCUGAUUCCCGUUGUUCUGCUGAAAGCUACCUGCAAACCUAUGCAGGUGUUGUUCUUCCAUGCUACUUCUCUCCAUUCCUGCAUAAUUUAUAUUCAAAUUUGAAUCCAAUCAAUCCUGAUUCUCGGGUAGCAAUGCUCCAGCUUUCUUUCCCUGAAAUACUAAAACAAAUGUUAACCAACCGAACAGGCGAAGAAACCGAUACAAAACCGAAGAUGGAAGACGCGAUUCUUUCCGAAAAUUCUCCAAAUCACAAACAAGGAAAGCUGCUUCAAACCAUCUCCAAUGUUUUCAAACGAAACCAUCAUCCAUUCUUGCGAGAAAUCGCAAUGAGUGAUCUAAACUCAUUAAUGUCCGACUACGACAACCAGUCAGAUACUUUCGGAAUGCCGUUUUUACCCUUACCACAAGACAACACAAGCUGUGAAGGAAUGGUUCUGAUCGCUUCGUUACUCUGUUCCUGUAUACGAAACGUUAAAACGCCUCAGUUAAGACGAAGUGCGGUUUUGUUAUUGAAGUCUUGCUCGUUAUACAUUGAUGACGAGGAUCGGUUACAACGCGUGCUUCCGUACGUCAUCGCGAUGCUCUCGGAUCCGUCGGCAAUCGUCAGAUCUGCUGCUUUGGAGACCCUUUGUGAUAUUCUACCGUUGGUUCGCGAUUUUCCUCCUAGUGAUGCGAAGAUAUUCCCGGAAUAUAUUCUUCCGAUGCUUUCGAUGCUUCCGGAUGAUCCGGAAGAAAGCGUUCGGAUCUGCUAUGCGAGUAAUAUUUCGAAACUUGCGUUAACCGCGUAUGGAUUUUUAAUUCACUCGAUAAGUUUAACGGAAGCAGGGGUUCUCAAUGAUCUUAGUACGAAUCAGAAAUCACAAAAAAUAACCGGUAAAAACGAUGCACAGCUGGCACAGUUAAGGAAAUCGAUAGCCGAAGUUAUUCAAGAGCUUGUGAUGGGACCGAAACAAACACCAAAUAUACGAAGAGCGUUGUUACAAGAUAUCGGUAAUCUUUGUUGGUUUUUCGGUCAAAGACAAAGUAAUGACUUUUUAUUACCGAUUUUACCCGCGUUUCUUAACGAUCAAGACGAGCUUUUGAGAUCGGUUUUUUACCGUCAGAUAAUUUAUGUUUGUUUCUUUGUUGGUCAACGAAGUGUCGAGGAGUAUCUUUUACCGUACCUUGAACAAGCGUUAGGUGAUUCGACGGAGGGCGUAAUCGUCAAUGCGUUAGAUUGUUUGUCUAUUUUAUGCACAAGUGGUUUUUUGAGGAAACGGAUACUUCUCGAAAUGAUUGAACAUGCGUUCCCGCUGUUGUGUUAUCCAAGUCAAUGGGUUAGAAGAUCGGUGGUUACAUUUAUUGCAGCGAGUAGUGAAAGUCUAGGUGCAGUUGAUUCGUACGUUUUUCUUGUUCCGCUAAUUCGUCCUUUUCUUCGUCGGCAACCAUCAUCGUUAGCUUCCGAAAAAGCUCUUUUUUCGUGUUUAAAACCACCGGUUUCGCGACAGGUGUUCUACCAGAUUUUAGAAAACAACCGGAGCUCUGACAUGUUGGAACGACAGAGAAAAAUAUGGUACAACAACUCGUCUUCUUCAAAAGCUAAACAAUCGGAAAACGAUGACACGUACCAGAAAAACAUUCGUGAGUUGGAUCAAAUGAAAAUGUGGCCCGAUCGGAGGCCCGUUACAGGCGCGAUUCAUCAGUCGUUUACCCUCGGUGAAAUCGGAAGCUUUGCUAGAACCGCUUCGGGGUCUGUUGAUAUUUUGGAUCCGUUAUUUUCGGAUAAGUUAAAGUUUUCGGGAUUUAUGUCACCGCAAAUUAGCGGUGCGAGUAGUUUAAUUGGUGAUAAGUCUUCAGAUGGUAUACCUUUAUACUAUUUCAAAUACGAUAACAAGAAAUCACCACCGGGAAGUGCCCCGUCAGCACCGGAAUCGUUAUCAUCGUCAACCGAUCCGCAACUUCACAGAGUGGUACACGAGCUUGAAGAUCGUGAACCGGAUCAAACCGUCCACGUCAGCAAUAAGUUUCAAGAACUUCACGUCAGUAACAAGUUUCAAGAAACGGGAACUCUAAAAGGAAUCUCGGUUAUGGCGGAUGAUAACUCGAACUCGCCGGCAAUUCCCGAUCCCGGGUGGCGGCCACGUGGCGUGUUGGUGGCGCACCUACAAGAACACCGUUCAGCCGUCAACGACAUCGCACUCUCAACGGACCAGACGUUUUUCGUUACCGCGUCUGAUGAUUCCACCGUUAAGGUUUGGGAUUCUCGGAAGCUGGAAAAGGACAUUUCGUUUAAAUCGAAAUUAACGUAUUGCCUAGACGGAAGCCGAGCACUUUGUACCACGAUGAUUCACGGGUCAGCCCAAGUUGUCGUCGGGGCGUCUGAUGGUACAAUCCAUACAUUUUCAGUCGAUUAUGUCUCUCACGGGCUUGGAACCGUUGUUGAAAAAUACUCCGGAAUCACCGACGUUAAAAAGAAUAAUAUCAAAGAAGGUGCUAUCCUCACGUUACUAAACUACACGUCAGCUGGUGGUGAUGAUGGUAAAAUGUUUCUUUACAGCACACAGAAUUGCGGGAUACAUUUAUGCGAUACACGAGAAAAUACAAAUUCGUGGAAUACGAAAGUGGUUCCGGAAGAAGGUUACGUGUGUGCACUUGUGGCGAGUCCAUGUGGUAAUUGGUUUGUUUCUGGUUCUUCAAGGGGUGUUUUAACGUUAUGGGAUUUGAGAUUCGGUAUACCCGUUAAUUCUUGGCAGUAUUCGGUUGCGUGCCCUAUUGCCGAUAUGUGUCUUUUUGUUCCUCCGAAUCAGAGUUCGUCGUUAUCUUCAACGGUUAGGCCGCUUGUUUAUGUUGCUGCUGGCUGUAAUGAAGUUUCUUUGUGGAAUGCAGAAAAUGGGAGUUGUCAUCAGGUACUGAGGGUUGCAAAUAGUGAUAACGAGACCGAGACAUCCGACCUACCAUGGGCCUUGGCCCGCCCAUCCAACAAAACACAUUCUAAAGUAGAUUCUAGAAGGAACGUAAAUUUCAAGUACAGAGUCGAUGAACUGAACGAUCCUCCACCACGAUCACCCGGAAUCCGUUCACUGCUCCCAUUACCUGGCGGUGAUCUGUUAACCGGUGGCACCGAUUUAAAAAUCCGCAGAUGGGAUCAUGCUAGCCCGGAGCGAACUUAUUGCGUCUGUGGUCCGUCGAUUAAAGGUGUUGGAAAUGAUGAAUUUUAUGAAACCAAAUCCAGUUUUGGUGUGCAAAUUGUUCAGGAGUCAAAAAGGCGAGAAACUAGGCCGACCGGAAAAGCAGUUCUUGCAGCUGCCGCCACCGACACUGGUGGCUGUCACCGUGACUCUAUCCUCUCUUUGGCUUCUGUGAAACUGAACCAGAGACUGCUGUUAUCAAGCAGUAGAGAUGGCACCGUCAAGGUUUGGAAGUAGACUGGUGAUUUUACUUGUAUAUAUGUAGUAUUAGUGCAUCCCAACACUGCAUUAUAACUUUUUAUAUUUAUUAUAUGUAUAUUAUUUUAUAUAUAAUAUUUUAUGUAUAGUACUAUUUAAGGCUGUGAUUAGCAUCAAGGUUAUCAGCUUCUGUAUCUAUUAUGCUUGAUAACAUUUUUUUGAUCAUUCAUUUGCUUUACUUUUAUAGCAUGUAGAUAUUGCCUAA